Molecule: messenger RNA, 1557 nt
Organism: Iphiclides podalirius (scarce swallowtail)
Lineage: Eukaryota; Metazoa; Arthropoda; Insecta; Lepidoptera; Papilionidae
Source: the annotation of a GenBank genome assembly
AUGCUAAAGAAAUGUUUCAAGAUACACUUGGCUCAUGAUGAUGCUACAAACAAUGAUGGUAUUUGUAACAUGUGCGUGGCCAGACUUCGAGAUGCGGCUGACUUUAAAGAGCAAGUCCUUCGCUGCCAGAAAGAAUUUCAGCUCCGUUUAAUAUCAGGCUUGGAUGUUAAAGAUGAGAAAUCGCCAAAUGUGAAACUCGAAGUUUCCGACGCUGAUGAUGAGAGCGGUGUGUAUUUCCUUGUGUCAGAGUUAAAGGAGGAACAGUCCGAGGAUGAGAUGAAUGUGAAGGAUGAUCCAAACCUUGUCACCAUGUUGGGUCUCGAUGACACUGUGAAGAGGAAGACGAAUGGGAAGAAACUUCACCUUGAACCUAAUGAGCGUAAAGGGACGCGUAACAAGUCAAAGCUCACUUACGCGCUAUCGCAAGUGGAUAAGUUGAAGCGCUCCAAGCCAUCAAGCGCGCGUUACGUCAGCGAGCGAGCGAAGCACCGCGCCAACCUGGAGAGCAUCCUCAAACACUCCAACUGCACGCCCUUCGCCAACAUGACCCUGGCCGGGGUGGCAUGCGCGUACUGCAAACAGGUCUACCGCGACCCCCAACAGCUGAGGGUCCACUGCCGCACGGAGCACACGGGCCAAACGCUCGUAGAUAGCAAACGCGUGGACAGGAGCAACCUGUCCAUCAAGAUGGACAUAACCGACCUGAGGUGCACCGUCUGCGACGCCGCCGCGGACUCCAUUGCGGCCCUCAAACGCCACCUGUCGGCCGACCACCAGCUCAAGUUCCACCCGGACGUGAAGGACUACAUCCUCGAGUUCAAGCUGAGCGGCUCGCCGGUGCUCAGCUGCGCCCUGUGCAGCGCCACGUACGAGACCUUCAAGACGCUGCUGCAGCACAUGAACGGCCACUACCGCAACUUCGUGUGCGACGUGUGCGACAUGGGCUUCGUGAACCAGCACCGGCUGAGGAGCCACCAACGGACCCACGAGGUGGGCACGUUCCGCUGCCGCCGCUGCGACAAGGUGUUCGGCACGCGCGUGCGGCGCGCCUGCCACGAGAAGUACACGCACAACAGCGCCGCCCGCUACACCACCGGCUGCCCGCAGUGCGAGCAGUCCUUCACGAGCUACUACCGCCGCAACCGGCACAUGCGCGAGGCCCACAACGCGGCCGCCGCCUCCUACCGCUGCAACGUCUGCGACAAGACGUUCAUACUCAAAUCGAAGCUCACCUCGCACAUAAAGAAGGUGCACCUGAUGGAGAGGGACCACGAGUGCCCGGUGUGCGGCCGCGGCUUCUUCAUCAAGCAGAGCCUGGACGAGCACAUGGUGAAGCACGGCGGCGAGCGCGUGUUCGAGUGCACGGUCUGCCACAAGGCUUACGCCCGCAAGAAGACGCUGCGCGAGCACAUGCGGAUACACAACAACGACAGGCGGUUCAAGUGCGCGCUGUGCGGGCUGGCCUUCGUGCAGAAGUGCAGCCUGAAGAGCCACAUGCUGUCCAACCACGGCGUGACGCUGGGCCAGUACGAGGGCGCCGCCGAAGCGGCGUCAACG